AUGUAUGCAAUGCUCGAACUUUAUCAGGAACUGCCAAAAAUCACCGUUUUCGUAGAUGUCGCAGUGAGACUACUCAACUGUUCGAGAGUACUCUGGCCAUUUGCAUGUAGUACAAUUUUUAUGUUGGAAGACCUAAAAUUGUUUCUUGAAUCUCUCGAGUACUUUGAUGGACGUGUACAGUACAAAAAGCAGAAAAGAGGAAAACUCGUCGGCUUACUUUUGUGCUGUGUUUCCAUUGUUCUAAGAGCAGUAGAAUUCUCUUUGGCUACAGUUUAUCUUCGCCGGUUCCCUGAGAAUACACGCAUAGUACUGUGGAUACUGUAUGCAUUAUUUGGAGGCCUGGAAUCCCUCGUCCUACUGCAGAUCACCACACUUGUACUCGAACUGCGUGAGAGAUUUCGUGUACUCAACGACAGUAUCCUCAUCGCCGCCACUCCUCACGGUGAUAGGCACUUUUCGCGUAUCCUCCUGGGCUACGUUCAACAAGCGGCGCUGGUAUCCCAUGUCGGGGUGGACCGGCUGCACCACGCACACGCAGUUCUCCAGCGGGCAGCAGAAUUUUUCCAGCGCCACUUCGGCAUCAGCUUGGUCCUUCACAUAACGACAUCGUUCUCUGCUCUCAUUUAUGGCGCGUACGAGUUUCUGGUGUUGUGGGUGGCGCCAGAGAAGAGCCACGCCACCGUGGUCAACAAUUCCAAGGCGUCAGCGGCAGCGUGGCUGACGUCACACCUGCUGAACCUGGUGGCCGUGGUGCUCUCCUGCUCGGCGACGGUGGACGAGGCAGAGCGCACGCGCGACCUGGUGGUGAGGGUCGCCACCCUGCAGGGGCGCCCGUUUCUCAGCGCGGGGAUGGAGCCGCUGCUGAUGCAAGUGCUGACCUCUCGCCCGCUGUCGUUCAAGGCUGCCGGUUUCCUCACCAUCGACCGCCAUCUGCUGGUGUCCGCUCUCUGCGUCACCAUCACAUACUUAGUCAUAUUAGCUCAGAUUUCUCUCAAUUAA
Schistocerca serialis cubense is the source of this 999-nucleotide messenger RNA. Its product is annotated as gustatory and pheromone receptor 32a-like. Gene Ontology annotation, biological process: sensory perception of taste. NCBI's taxonomy places the organism in Eukaryota, Metazoa, Arthropoda, Insecta, Orthoptera, Acrididae. Gene Ontology annotation, cellular component: neuronal cell body; membrane; axon. The transcript has a single exon. The record is from RefSeq and is a predicted model, not a curated record. The coding region runs from base 1 to 999 and encodes 332 amino acids.